Molecule: messenger RNA, 381 nt
Organism: Peronospora matthiolae
Lineage: Eukaryota; Oomycota; Peronosporomycetes; Peronosporales; Peronosporaceae
Source: the annotation of a GenBank genome assembly
AUGGAGGUGGUGGGGGAGGAAAGACGCUCUCCACACGAUCAUGUGGAUCGGUGUGUUCCCGAGAGCUUCUUUGAUCGCGUAACGCAAGGGUUACGCGACGAUCUCGAACAUGAGCGGAAUAGGCGUCUCCAAAUGGCGGACACUGCCUCGAAGCAUCGAGCUGAGUUUACCUUUGCUCAGCUCGAGAACGAGAGAUCUCUGACAUCUCUUCGUGACGAGCUAAGGGUAGCUCGUGGGAUUGUUGAUCGGUCUCGGGAUGAGAUAACUGCUCUCCAGACCCUUGUCGAUUCCCACCAUCGGGAGCACAAGGCUCUCUGCGAGAUGCUUGAGCUCAAGGGCGUUCUUCAUCGGAAGAAGCAGCGUACUGAUGGUACGGCUUAA